GCCCUGGAUAAGAAUGACACGGCGAUCAUUCCAGAAGGACAGAUCCUGAUGAAACUCUUGGGACCUUCAGCAGAAGAACUCCUCACUCAAGGGCCAGAGACGGUUAAGUCAUGGAUAGUAAUGAUGACCCCGAUGAAGACAAUCUUACAAGUUAUGAUAUUCAGCUCAGUAUUCAAGAAUCCAUUGAAGCCAGCAAGACUGAAUUGUAUCCUGAAAGAUUUGUACCACUAAGUGAUCAAAACAGAAAACUUGUAGAGGCCAUAAAACAUGGCCACAUUCUUGAGCUCCAGGAGUAUGUGAAAUAUAAAUACGCAUUAGAUGAAGCGGAUGAAAGAGGAUGGUUUCCCCUGCAUGAAGCUGUUGUUCAGCCCAUUCAACAAAUACUCGAAAUUGUCCUGGAUGCAUCCUAUAAGACACUCUGGGAGUUCAAGACCGCUGAUGGAGAAACGCCGUUGACUUUGGCCGUCAAAGCUGGUCUGGUGGAAAACGUAAGAACUUUACUAGAAAAGGGAGUGUGGCCAAACACCAAAAACGACAAAGGAGAGACACCUCUUCUCAUUGCGGUAAGAGGGGGCUCCUGUGACAUGGUGUCUGCUCUGCUCAAGCAAGACAGCAGCCUGGACCAGCCCGGUGUCAAGCGCUGGUCGGCCAUGCACGAGGCAGCCAAGCAAGGCCGCAAAGACCUGGUAGCUCUGCUGCUGAGGCACGGCGGCAGCGUGCACCUGAGAGACGGCUUCGGAGUCACGCCGCUAGGGGUCGCUGCCGAGUACGGCCACUGCGACGUGUUGGAGCACCUCAUCCACAAAGGGGGUGACGUGUUUGCUUUGGCGGACGAUGGGGCGUCAGUGUUGUUUGAGGCGGCAGGAGGGGGCAAUCCUGACUGCAUCUCUCUCCUGCUGGAAUAUGGAGGAAGCGGAAAUGUGCCUAACAGAGCAGGGCACCUUCCUAUACACCGAGCUGCCUACGAGGGACAUUACCUUGCAUUGAAAUAUCUUAUCCCAGUAACAUCCACAAAUGCGAUCCGGAAAAGUGGGCUAACACCAAUUCACUCAGCAGCAGAUGGGCAAAAUUUCUGUGAGUUUAUUACAGUUCCUUGGAUGAAACACUUGGUAGGAAGCGUUAUUCGUGUAUUAAUAGAUUACAUGGAUUAUAUCCCUCUGUGUGAUAAACUGAAGUCUGCCCUGGAAGUACAGAGAGAAUGGCCAGAAAUCCGUCAAAUACUAGAGAAUCCUUGCUCAUUAAAGCAUUUGUGUCGGUUAAAAAUCCGAAGAAUUAUGGGACUCCAGCGACUCUGCCAGCCCGCCUCCAUAGAGAAGCUUCCUCUGCCACCAACCAUUCAAAGAUACAUAUUAUUUAAAGAGUAUGAUCUCUACGGACAAGAGCUAAAGCUGCCAUUUUAGAAUGUGAUUUUUAAAAAUAUUUCUUGGAAUCAUUUUACCUCCUUAACUGUGUUUAAGUCCAUUGACAAUUUUAUAACAGGAUCCUGUGUUCUUACGAGAACACCACAUUUCACAUCUUUAAAGACCUUAACAUUGUGAUUUUUUAAAAUUUUAAGUAUAGUUGAUAUACAAUAUGAUAUUGGUUAUAU
Messenger RNA from Myotis davidii, 1588 nucleotides. It is a transcript of the gene ASB15, whose product is annotated as ankyrin repeat and SOCS box containing 15. The transcript has 11 exons. NCBI's taxonomy places the organism in Eukaryota, Metazoa, Chordata, Mammalia, Chiroptera, Vespertilionidae. Gene Ontology annotation, cellular component: cytoplasm. Bases 111 to 1400 code for a protein of 429 amino acids. Gene Ontology annotation, molecular function: protein binding. Gene Ontology annotation, biological process: intracellular signal transduction. The record is from RefSeq and is a predicted model, not a curated record.